Wasmannia auropunctata (little fire ant) is the source of this 3997-nucleotide messenger RNA. It is a transcript of the gene INPP5E, whose product is annotated as 72 kDa inositol polyphosphate 5-phosphatase. The transcript has 6 exons. Gene Ontology annotation, biological process: phosphatidylinositol dephosphorylation. Gene Ontology annotation, molecular function: phosphatase activity. The record is from RefSeq and is a predicted model, not a curated record. Bases 584 to 2740 code for a protein of 718 amino acids. Lineage: Eukaryota; Metazoa; Arthropoda; Insecta; Hymenoptera; Formicidae.
GACUUAACAGAGAGAAAGAGAGGAGGAAAGCCGAGCGGGGCCGAUAUACCAAAGCAUUACAGGUCGUGAUUACUUACGAGGGUUACCCCGACGUUUGUAUAGCGCGUUAAUAAUCGACGCGGUCGAUCGUCCGCAGAAAUUAUAGACACUACGGUUUGACAGUGAAGCGCACGCGACACAGCGGUACUCUUUAUAAUAAAUGCUAAGAAGAUGUGACGCGAGACGUGAGAUGAAACAUCUCGGAUAUUGGAUGUACUUCACUACGUACGCGGCUCCGCGAAACGGAAAUGAUUUAUACGUGUAAACUAUCUAUAUUUUUUACUAUUCGUUGAGAGCUUACCGAUGAUUUGAAAUAUAAAGAAAAUAUUUUUGAGAGUUUUUCUGCGAUAUACUUUGACGCGUGACUACCGCGCGAAAACGAUAGGAUAAAAGGAAUUUUUUUUUCUAUAUAAGCCAAUACAAUAGAGAGACGUGUGGACGGGCUUGCUAUCUCCGUUCGAGAAGCGACUUACGAAGAGGCGUGUAAUAUAAAAGAGGGUGUCAAAUCUCUUGUCGAGCCUGCGUUAAAUGCCGCGGGGGUAUUAUGGAGCAGAGCGAGGGAAAUGACGUCCCCGGCGUUUCGAACAAGGUAGAGGUGUCCCCGAAGUCGAAGCAGAAGAAAAAGUCCCUCUGCCGCAUGCUCAUGAACAAGAAGACCAAGGUCGGCUGCUUGGAGUCCUCGUACAAGGACGGGGACUCGAAUAAGAAUUCCAAGAUCGAGAACUCGCAGCACGGCUCGCAGACCAGCACCAAGCUGUCCCUGUGCUGCGCCAUGACCGAGCGCAGCAGGACGCCACCCCAGAGCCUCACCGUCAGCAGACUGUCCCCGAUGACGUUGAGCCGUACCUCGGUCAAGUCCGAGAUAGCCUCCAUCAAUGAGGAUCAGGACCGUCAAACGGACGUGCUGGUCGAGCAGGAGGAGAUGCAUGAUGUUGCGAACGAUCAGGCUCAAGCGGUACAGGAGACUGUAGUCAGAAGGAGUAACGUAGCGAUGGCGAGGGAGCAGCGUCCUAAUACGUAUAUAGAAGACUCGACGGAAGCCUCGUACGAAGACUCGUCGGAAGAUGAGAACGAUCAUCUGAUCGAGUCUGAGAAAGAUCGCAAAUAUUAUAAGGAUGAGUACUUUACGAAGGGAAAAUAUAUCACUUACUUCUUCCUGGAAAUGGAACGGCAGUUCUACAAACCUACAGACGUUUACAGUAUGGUUCAGUACCACGAUACCGAUUGCAAAAAGCCAGAGAAAGAAGGUGAAUAUUCCUCCUCCGGAUCGCUAUCGCCGAGUAUAUCGGGACAUUUACGCCGUAGAUUGCUUCACAGGCGAUCCGCCGAUAACUUGAUCGUGAACUCACCUACGAGCUCUAUGAGACACUCUAGUCCAGAUUCUAUAAAAAGCGCGCCGAUUCAGCAUAAGCCACGUUCAACGUCCCACGAUGCUCUGUCCAAAAAGAAAGAUCGCUACUUUGGUCAAGCGACCGGGGCGUCUAUGGAUAACCUGGCGAAGCAGUCGUUACUUGCCGCACAAGUACUUAAUUUGAUUCCCACUCAGAAGGCGCGGGAAAGGAAUUUUCUUCACGGAAGAAUCGCCGCCAACUCCUUACUCGGGCCAGUGGAGCUUGAGAAAGUAUUGCCUAAUCGAGAAUUGAAAAUCUUUAUCGGCACGUGGAACAUGAACGGCCAGACUCCGCCGAAGGAAUUGAACGACUUUAUGUUGCCAUGCCACAUCGAGACCGUACCCGAUUUGUUAGCCAUAGGCACUCAAGAGUCGUGUUCCGAGCGACACGAGUGGGAAGCAGCCCUGCAGGAGACCCUCGGACCCUCGCACGUGCUGUUGACCAGCGGUAACCUCGGCACGCUUCACCUCGCAAUAUUCGUGAGACGGGACUUGAUUUGGUUCUGCUCCAUUCCGGAGGAGGACAGCUUCUCGACGAGAACCGGGACGGCGUUCAGGACGAAGGGCGCGGUGGCGAUAGCGCUCAUGAUAUUCGGCACCAGCUUCCUCUUUGUCACCGCUCACUUGACCGCGCAUCAGGACAAGGUGAAAGAACGGGUCAACGAUAUCAAGAGAAUCGUUCGAAAUCUUGACCUACCCAAAGAGCUGCCUAUCAGACACAAGAGUAAAGACGUGACGCAAAACUUCGAUUGCGUGUUCUGGUGCGGUGAUUUGAACUUCCGUCUGGCUCAGCCGAGGGAGGAAGUGAUUCAAUGGAUCACGAAUACGUGCUUUCCGCAAGAGUCGCCGAUAAACAUGCGCAAGGAUCAGCUAAAGAACACCCUGAACGAGGGCGCGGUGUUGCGCGGCUUCGAGGAGGCCCCGAUCAUGUUUCCCCCUACCUACAAAUACGACCCGGGAACGCAGAACUUUGACUCCAGCAGCAAGCAACGCACCCCCGCGUACACCGACAGGAUUCUCUUCAGGGGGAAGGGCCACACCAGAGGAUACAUCAGACGCGUCAGCCACGAGAGUUCCAGUUCCAAGGACGGGGUUAUAGAGUGCUUGGUGUACGAUUCUGUCCCAAGUAUUUGCACCUCGGAUCACAAGCCGGUCUGGGGAGUUUUUAAAACCACAUUGAGGCCGGGUAUCGACACAAUUCCGCUUGGCGCUGGGCUCUUCAAUCGCGAGGUGUACCUGGAAGGUAUCAGAAGGCGCGCGGCGGCGAUGGAUGACUCUUUGGAUUCUUCGAAAGUUUGUUCACUUCAAUAAGGAAAUUUGAGACGCGCUAUCGCAAGAGCGUUAUUAACAGAAUAGGUAAUGUAUUUGUAGAUAAAGAUUUUCUUUUUAGUGCGUUGGACGGUGAACGAAUGAAAGGUCGCUUUAUACCAGGUUCUUACAAGAUAUAGAAUGCCGCGUUUCUUUUGUACGAUUUAUGUACUCGCUAAGUCUGUCCAUUUUUUAUAGCGGCGACGGGAAACACUUUUCUAAUAAGAUAUCUAAUGUAUGAAUAGAUUACAAAUACCAGUGAACACCGUAAAAGUCUAGUCAAGCAGUGAAAUAAAAAAUUGCUUUAGCGAAAUGAAAAAUCUAGAUGAGGCUGAAGAUUUUAUAAAUGUACUGUCGGUCUAUUCCCGACAUUCAUAUUGUGCCACACACACAUAUAUAUGUUGUUUGACUUUGUAUGUGGCCGACAUUGUCGAAAAAUUACAAAACAAGAGUGAUGUUCUUUUUGUAAUACUGCGAGUUUUGUUAGACAAAUUUUUUAUAGUAACUCUAUAUUGUGCAGUAUUUAUCAAACUCUAACUCGCUUAUAAUAUUUCGAAGACGAAAUUAUUAAAGAAGAAAUUGUGUAGUGUUCCAAAAUAAUUUUGCCUCUUACUCCCCCUCGUGGGGUCACUCAUGUUCGAUAUUUGCUAAAAUAUCAUAUUUACCAUAGUUACAUAGUUGCUAAAAUUAUAUAGUUUCACCAAUUGUUAUUGUCGUUUCGCUUUUUAAUUGUAUACCAGAAAAUUGAAAUUAAGUAAAAUUGCGAUUGAAAACCAUCUCAUUACGGUGUAACUCCUUAAUAGAAGCGUAAAACGCAAAUGAUCCCACGAGAUAGCGAGUGAGGAGCAAAAAGUGACAAAAAAAUGAUGUUCUUUUUGUAACACUGCGAAUUUUGUUAGAUAAAUUUUUUAUAGUAACUCUAUAUUGUGCAUGCAGUGUUUAUCAAAUGAAGGGAAGUAAGGGUUAAAAUUAUAAAGACAUAUUUAUAUGUAAUUUGCUGCUACUGAUCGAAUAAUGAUCGACAUUUAUAGGUCGAGUUUCUUAUAAGAUGAGUAUUCUAGUUUUUACGUUCAAUUAUACAUUUAGAUGUAAUACAAAUUGUAGACCAAACUAUUGGGCCAAUAAGAUAUUAGAGAAUUAAUAGGCGCAAGAUUUAUAGAUAAUACUUUACUUUCGUUUAUUAAUUGUUUGUAUUCUUAUUUACUGGGACCACCCAUUGUAUCAAGUCUUAAAAAAAAAAACUCGAAUUCGAAACUCGAA